Messenger RNA from Larimichthys crocea (large yellow croaker), 1622 nucleotides. RefSeq names its product zinc-binding protein A33. The record is from RefSeq and is a predicted model, not a curated record. Gene Ontology annotation, molecular function: zinc ion binding; protein binding. Lineage: Eukaryota; Metazoa; Chordata; Actinopteri; Sciaenidae.
UCCACCCCUCAGCUGAGGACAGAAAUGAGACAAACCAGGAAACAGUUUUUAUCGUCUGUUUUUCAGUCCGUGUCCUUCACUGAGUGAGUUCAGCUACAGGAGAGAAAAGUGGGAAACUACAACACUGCUGCUUCAAGCUGCUGACGCUCCACACACUGAAUCUUCACUCAGAGACUAAAUGGCUUCCAGAUCAGAGGAGGAUCUCUGCUGUCCGGUCUGUCAGGAGGUCUUUAGAGAUCCUGUUGUUCUGUCAUGUAGCCACAGCUUCUGUAAAGACUGUCUGAAGAGCUGGUGGACAGAGAAACCAACACGAGAGUGUCCAGUUUGUAAGAGAAGAUCUUCAAAGGAUUGUCCACCUGUUAGUCUGGUGUUAAAGAACCUUUGUGAGGCUUUCUUGUUGGAGAGAGAUCAGAGAUCUUCAGAGGCUCUCUGCAGUCUGCACUCUGAGAGACUCAAACUCUUCUGUCUGGACCAUCAACAGCCGGUGUGUGUCGUCUGCAGAGAUUCAGAAAAACACAGCGACCACAGAUUCAGACCCAUUGAUGAAGCUGCACGACAACACAAGAAGAACCUUCAGGACUCUGGAGAACACAUGAAGGUCCAGGCCCGACGCACAGAGAGGCAGAUUAAGGAUCAGUUUAAGAAGCUUCACCAGUUUUUAGAAGAGGAAGAGGAGGCCAGGAUGGCUGCACUGAGGGAAGAAGAGGAGCAGAAGAGUCAGAUGAUGGAGGAGAAGAUGGAGGGUCUGAGCAGAGAGAUAGCAGCUCUUUCAGACACCAUCAAAGCCACAGAGGACGAGCUGAGAGCUGAAGACGUCUUAUUCCUGCAAAACUACAAGGCUGCAGUGCAAAGAGUUCAGCAGCGCCCCCUGCUGGAUGAUCCACAGCUGCCGUCAGGAGCUCUGAUAGACGAGGCCAAACACCUGGGCAACCUGACCUUCAACAUCUGGAACAACAUGAAGGACAUGGUCUCCUACACUCCUGUGGUUCUGGAUCCAAACACUGCUCAUCCAAACCUGAUCCUGUCUGAAGAUCUGACCAGUGUGAGACAAGGAGAGAAACAGCAGCUUCCUGAGAAUCCAGAGAGGUUUGAUUGUUAUCCCAUUGACCUGGGCUCUGAAGGAUUUAACUCAGGGUCUCACAGCUGGGAUGUCGAGGUUGGAGACAGUAAAGUCUGGAUUCUGGGUGUGUUAGCAGAGUCUGUCCAGAGAAAAGGAAACACACAGUCUGGAUACUGGGUAAUGUGGUUCUAUGAAGGUAAAUACUCAGUACGAUCAUCACCAGAUCCAAUCACUGCUCUCCAAGUCCAAAGGAAGCUCCAGGGGAUCAGAGUGAAUCUGGACAUGAACAGAGGAAAACUGACGUUCUCUGAUCCUGAUACAAACACACACAUACACACCUUCACACACACUUUCACUGACAAGAUGUUUCCAUGCAUUGGCACUGAAAAUCAACUGAAGAUAUUAACACAUAAAGUCAGUGUGACAGUGUAACAGAGCAGUUAGAGACAAAGAGGAUGAUUAUAUUUAUGUUUAUUAGCUGCUCCUGCUGUCUCAGCAAGUUUAUUUUUGUUUUUUUUACAGUUUUUAUUUUCUUUUUCAGACUUUUCUUUUCUAUCAAUAC